AUGGAGCGCGAUCGUCGGGAGUGGCAGUGUGAUCCGAGUGCGCGCAUGCAGAACACGCUGAGAAUGGCUGUGGCGCAGGAAGUGAAUGCAGCUGUCCCGAUUAACCGCUAUUACCGAAGUCUGAACGAGAUGUAUCGUGUUGCGGGCUUUUGCGUGGAAGACAAGGAUUAUGAGCGGGCCUUCAUAUACUACAUGCGCUUCGUGAGCUUAGCAGUGGAGGAGCUGCCGAAGCACAAGCAGUAUGACGGCUUCUCGUCGGUUGAGAAGAACAAGGCGGAGGCGUCGUUGCGAGAUGCUGUUCUGAAGGCGGAGGCAUUAAAGGAGCGCCUGAAAAAGAAAUACGAAGAGGAAGCUGUUAUUUGGGCUAAAAGAGCUGAAGCUGCUGCUGCUGCUGCUGCUGCACUGGUAUUAUUCGUUUUAUAG
Messenger RNA from Gongylonema pulchrum, 423 nucleotides. Lineage: Eukaryota; Metazoa; Nematoda; Chromadorea; Rhabditida; Gongylonematidae. The record is from the annotation of a GenBank genome assembly.